Molecule: messenger RNA, 7790 nt
Organism: Amphiprion ocellaris (clown anemonefish)
Lineage: Eukaryota; Metazoa; Chordata; Actinopteri; Pomacentridae
Gene: tdrd6a
Product: tudor domain containing 6
Exons: 22
Coding region: 459-7358 (2299 amino acids)
Source: RefSeq, a predicted model, not a curated record
GUCCGGUCCAGAGCUUGUUCACGUCCGUCAAACUUUACUAACGUCGGUUUGCUGUGGAGUUUGUUAAUUUUUGUAGACGCCUCAAAAAAUUAUUUCGGGAGCAGUUUUCAUGUGAUAACAACCAGAGUAGAGCCGGCGGGACUGACUUCAGCUCAGUCGGUUUAAGUUUGAACUAUUUCGGCGGUUUUUGAAGGUUAGCGCCGCCGCGGCAGGAUACGAGCAGCUAGUCGGUUAGCUGCUGUUGCUAAGUUACCGUCAUCUUUAGCUGAAGAAGCGUCGACGGGAUCACCGAGGAGGAGUAAAAACGAUUUGCGGCUGCUUUUGCUCAGAUCCAGAUUUGUUGAAGCUCCGUCAUCUGUGGUGAAGACAAGAUUGGCCCAGUAAAUAACGUCUAGUGCUUACACAACAGUGGCAGAGGUGACCGGUCAUGGGCAGCUGGAAUUCAUAAAACUACCAAAAUGUCGUCAAUCCAAGGACUCCCUUCACGAGGAUCAGAUGUCACAAUUACCAUAACCAGGGUCCACUUGCAUCCUCUGUCUGUGGUUGUGGAGUUCUGGGGAAAAUUUAGCCAGGAGAAGACAGCAGAUUAUGAGCGCCUAUCUAAAGACAUUCAGUCUCCUGGGAACAGAUUUCAAGAGUUGGAGGGAAAUCCUGGUGACCAGUGCUUGGCUCAGGUAGAUGGUACUUGGUACAGAUCCCGCAUUGUCUCAAGAAAUGGCUCCAAAUACAGUGUGUUCCUCAUCGACAAAGGGAUGACAUCCAGCGCCACAAGAAGUAAGCUGGCAUGGGGUAAGAAAGAGCAUUUCCAACUGGCCCCUGAAGUGGAGUUUUGUGUGUUAGCUAAUGUGUUACCACUCUCACCUGAGAGCAGAUGGUCUCCGGUUGCUCUGGAUUUUUUGAAAUCUCUCGCCGGGAAGUCUGUGACAGCAUAUGUACAAGAUGUACUUGUGCAGCACAGAACGUUUCUCCUGCACAUCCCUUCCAUAGCCAGACAAAUGUAUGAGAUGGGAUUUGCCAAGAAACUGUCACAAGACUUGUUCCAAGACUUUGUACUCAUGACGCUCCAGUCCCAUAGCGCUUCUGAAGCGUCUCCAGGGAUCCAGCAGCUCUCCAAAGGAGCAGGUGAGCGACUACACAAGCAAGAGCUGUUCAUGUACCCAGAGCUGCCAGGAGGAACUGUGGAGACCGUCAUCGUCACAGAAGUGACAAAUCCACAGAGGAUUUUUUGCCAGUUGAAAGUCUUCUCACAAGAGUUGAAGAAACUGUCAGAGCAACUCACACAGAGCUGCGAAGGCAGGGUGUCCAAUUGCAUUAUAGACCCUGAAAUGGCUGGGUUUCCAUGUGCUGCAAGAGGAGCUGAUGGCAAGUGGUACCGCUCUGUUCUACAGCAGGUAUUCCCAACCAAUAACAUGGUAGAAGUGUUAAAUGUUGACUUUGGAACUAAACAGUUUGUUCAAGUGAAGAAUGUCAGACCACUGGCUGCAGAGUUUUUCAGGAUGCCAGUUGUCACCUACAUCUGCUCCCUUCAUGGAAUCAUUGACAAAGGGGUGGGAUGGACAACCAGCCAGAUCGAUUAUCUCAGGUGCCUCCUCCUGUACAAGACAGUGAUCGCCAAAUUUGAGUACCAAAGCAUCUCUGAGGGGGUUCACUAUGUUACACUCUAUGGGGACGACAGCGUAAACAUGAACAACUUGUUCGGUGCGAAGGAGAGCUGUUUUCUGGAGUGUGAUAAAUCCCUUGGAGAUUACACCCUCCGUAACUCUGCGUACAGCCGCCAGCCUCCAGUCCGACAAGACAGCAAUGACAGAAACAUGUUAACUUCUAGACAGGCUGUAGAGGAAAACAAAAUGAAAGCAGCAGAGAAGUUACCUGCUGGAGAUCUCCCUCUAAACUCCUCACAUGUGGCAGUUGUUCAGCACGUAUCCAGCCCAUCACAGUUUUGGAUCCAAACACAGAAUUACACACAGGACUUGGAUGAACUGAUGGAUGGUAUCUAUCAUCUGUACAAAGAUUCACCUAAUAAAGAUCCAGUAAGAAAUCCAACUGUUGGACUCUACUGUGUUGCCAAGUCAGAAGAUGGUGAAUUCUACAGAGCAACAGUGACUGAAGUUUGUGAGACGCAAGUCAAAGUGUUUUAUGUAGAUUAUGGAAACACCGAGGUGGUUGACAGGAGUGACAUUAGGAUGCUUCCUGCCAAGUUCAAAAAGCUGCCAUGGCUGGCGCUAAAAUGCAUCUUGGCUGGUGUCAGACCAAAAGAAGAGACAUGGGGUGAAAGUGCCUCUGAGUUUUUCUUCAAAGCAGUCACAGAUAAAUCAGUAAGUGUGCACGUGACGGCAAAACAUGGUGACAGCUAUGUUGUCCAACUAACAGAUCCUGAAGCACAGGGAGAACAGGAUGUCAGUACACUGAUGGUUAGCGCUGGUCUCGCUGAAAGAUCUGAGAUUCAAACCAAAGCCAAAGUCAAUAUGCCAACUCCCAUUAUGCCUCCCGCACAGUGCCCAGCUCCCAGAGCCUCAGGUGUAUUCAGCAGCAGUGGAAUGUCUUUCCUGAUCCCAAACCCAGUUUUCCUUGCCAACACUGAAAGAAGAGUUCUUACAUUUAAAGAGCACAUGUUUCCCAUCGGAAGUGUCCUUGAUGUCACUGUGUCCUACAUUGAAAGCCCAAAUGACUUCUGGUGCCAGCUAGCACAAAACACAGGCUACUUGAAACUGCUAAUGCGUGACAUACAGGCUCACUAUGCUGGCAGCGAGUUUGAGCCUAAUGUAGAAACUGCUUGUGUUGCUCGCCAUCCCGAUAAUGGAAUGUGGUACAGAGCCCUCGUGAUUCACAAACAUGAAGCCCCUCAAGUGGACGUAUUGUUUGUCGACUACGGCCAGAUGGAGACGGUCUCCCUCUUUGACCUGAGAAGGAUCCGCCCAGAAUUCCUGACUCUGCAUGGCCAGGCUUUUCGAUGCAGCCUGUUAAACCCCAUUGAUCCCACGUCUGCCAUUAAUGAGUGGAAUGGAGAGGCAGUAACAAGGUUCCAGAAGUUUGUGGAAACUGCUGUGUCCAACUUUGUGAUUUUAAAGUGCACCAUAUUUGCUGUCAUGUACAGUGAGCAGAAGAUUGUUUUCAACAUUGUGGAUUUAGAAACUCCCUUCGAGAGUGUCUGCACCAGUUUGGCCAAUCUUGUCAAAAGUGCACCUCCCAAGAAAGCCACUGGGCCAUCUUUCCGCCUGGACACGUACUACUACUCAACACACAAUGUCAAAACCGGGACAGAGGAGCAGGUCACAGUAACAUGUGUGAGCAACACAGGCCAGUUCUACUGCCAGCUUGAGAAGAAUGUUGAUGUGAUGAAAGACCUCAAGAUGAAAGUGAGCAAUCUGUGCCGCCAGCUGGAGAAUGUAAAGCUUCCAGCAGUCUUUGGAACUCUGUGCUUUGCACGAUACACAGAUGGGGAGUGGUACAGGGGCCAGAUCAAGGCCACAAAGCCGGCAAUUCUGGUGAACUUUGUGGAUUAUGGGGACACUAUUGAGGUGGAGAAAUGUGACUUGCUUCCAGUUCCCAGAGAGGCAAAUGACAUCAUGUCUGUACCUGUGCAAGCAGUUGUGUGUGGUCUGUCUGAUGUCCCCGUCAAGGUUCCCGGCGAGGUGAACAGUUGGUUCGAGACAAAUGCAACAGAAUGUAAAUUCCGAGCACUUGUAGUAGCCAGAGAACCUGAUGGUAAAUUGCUGGUGGAGCUGUAUCAUGGAAACACGCAGAUCAAUGCAAAGAUCAAGAAAAUGUUUCAGAUUAAGAUGCACACAGAAGAGCAAGUUGUCAACCAGGGCUGGAAAGCACACGAGGCUUCAGCAAAUCAUGACAAAAAGACAGUAAAAGGUGUCUCAAAGCAAGCUGCAGACAUGGGAGAUCAGACACAAAUGGCAAAAAAAAAUAAUUUCUCUUCCCCUAAACCUCCACAUCAAAUGAGAGAUGUGAGAAAAUCUACUGAUGUGAAUCUCCUGCCUGCACCAAAGCCCACUCGCCCUGUUUAUGAAAACAGUCAGAAGGUCAGAACUGCUCCACUAGAGCUGUACAAACCUCCACAUCAAAGGCAGUCAUGUGGAAGGAUGACAAGUAACAGUUUAGAGCCAGCUGGAGCCCAUGUGAUGCCAAAAAAAGAAAAACCCACUGAUACUGAGUCUGAGUCACCUGACACCGAAUCCCAGAAUGAAAGCAAUGCUGAGAAACUCCCUAAACUCUCAGACCUGCCUUUAAAACCUAUCACACCUGGUUUGGCAGCAGAUGUUUAUGUCUCGCACUGCAACAGCCCAUUAAGUUUCUAUGUGCAGUGUCUGAGUGAAGAGGAGCAAAUAUUCUCCCUGGUAGAAAAGCUCAAUGAUCCCAGAUCAGCUCUGAUACCCAACAACAUCAAAGAUGCUCGUCCAGGUGACCUCGUUCAAGCAGAGUUUCCAGAUGAUUCCUUGUGGUACCGAGCAGUUGUAAGAGAAAUCCACGGCAACACGGAGGCUCUAGUUGAGUUUGUGGAUUUUGGAAAUACAGCAAUGACGCUGAUUUCCAAGAUAGGCAGACUCCAUAAAUCCUUUUUGGAGUUACCCGUUUACAGCACACAUUGUAUGUUGAGCAGCGCUGCAAGUUUUGAAGAAAACCGAGUGCUUGAUCCAGAUGUGGUGUCGGCUUUCAAAGACAACAUCGGUGACAACGCAGAAAAGGUUUUCAGGUGUGAGUUCAUCAGGCAGGUGGGAUCUGUGUGGGAAGUUAGUCUUGAAGACAGUGGCGUGAGUGUUGUGUGUGAAGUGAACACAAAAUGUCCUGAAAUACUCUCAGAGAAACUCGAGCAAGUUAAGGAGGAGCCUGUUGAGAUCUCUGACAUCAGCCAAGAGCCAGAGAACACAGAGAAAUCACUGGUGAACCCUUGCUGUUAUCAUCAACAAGAGUUUUUAGAUGGCCAACAGUCAGAGGUCUACAUCACAGUCUUAAAUGAUGAUCAGACCUUCUGGUGUCAGUCUGCUAACUCAGAAGAACUCGAUAAGAUCAUGUUAAGUGUCUCAGAGGUUGGAGAUGAUGCAGAUCACAACCCUGUCGACCCAGGUGCUGUCCUCCCUGGCAACCCAUGCAUCGCUCGCUUUUCAGAUGAUCAGCUUUGGUAUCGUGCAGAGGUCAUCAACACAGCUGGAGAUGAGCUUUCUGUUGUCUUCAUAGACUAUGGAAAUAAGUCCCAAGUCAACAUUACAGAUGUGAGAGAAGUGCCUCCAGUCUUGUUGGAAAUCCCACCACAGGCAUUCUUGUGUGAGCUUGAGGGCUUCGAUAAAUCACGUGGAUGUUGGGACAGCCGUGCAUACAAUGAAAUAUCCACACUUACAGCAGACAAACUGUUACAGCUGAAUAUCACUAGAGUCACCAGAGCAGACAGAAAAACCAAAUGCUUUGUGCGGAUGGAGUGUGAAGGCCAGGUGUUAAACGAGGUUAUGAAAACCUGGUGGAAGAGCUUCACAACGGAACACAAACCUGACACAGCUGAACUGACCUCGUCAUAUGAACCACCACUGCAGCAUGACCCAACUGUGGAUGAGGAUGUACCACCAGAGGAUCCACUACAGCAGCCUGAGAUCCAAGCAGUAGAUAGUGCUGUUAGUAAUGUUCACCCUGAGACAGACCACAGCCAAGAGCACAGCGCUGAUGAACCUACUGACCCUCACAGAGUGAAUGAGGUCUCUACAAUAGAAAAUAGUCCAGAGAACAGGGAGGACUCUGAAGAUUCUGCUCAUUCUGAGUCUUUUGUUGAGUCUCCAAAAGACGAAAGAGAUUCCAUUGAAGGGUUGGACAUAGUCCCUGCUGUGAUAACACCUCAUGAAGACAUUUUGCCAGAUGAAACUAUUUUGCCUCCACUUGAUAACAAACAAGGCCCAGACGUUUUGAGCUCAAGCUGUAACGUGAAUGCGGCAGAAACUGACAAAGGUACUGAAGAGCAGGAUACUUCAGUGGUGGACAGUGUUGGACCAGAGGACUUCAGUUCUCCGCUGGAUGAGAACCUUGUAGAGUCCAUGGAUGGGUCGGAGACAACUAAAGAGGAGUCUCUCCUUGAGGAGACGAAUACUUCUAACUCAUGCUUCGACAUCAUGGCUUUUACUGGUCCAGCUACAGAAAGAGAUUACAUGGAGGCUGGUGUUGUAACAAGUACUCCUCUGACCUGCAUGACGACAGCGAAACUGGUUCCCUGCAAAGCUGUAAAUCCGAGCAAACACACAGAUCUUGAUGAGACAAUUGAAACAACUUUCGAAGUCUCAAAAGAGAAUCAGGACGAGUUGGUGCUGCCGUCUAUUGAGCUUCCUGUGCAGCAGUCGUGUGAUGCUUCCAUAGAGCAGGAAGCUAAAGCUGGAGAUGACGUUGGACAAGAGGAGCUGCCAUGUGUCGCCACACAAGAUGAGGAUGACUCUAUUGAUGAAGAGGAGGCCUCAGAUCUUCAUGAAGAUACACACUCAGCUUUGCUAGCAGACGUUGAUGCAGCAGCUAGUGAGCUACACGCUGACACAGUUUCCUCUUCAGAAACGAGUGAAGUUGGAGAGGUAACAUCUUGUGAGGAACAGACCUGUUCAAUGGACGUCUGCACAGAUGUUGACAUGUUUCUCACAGCAGAUCCACAUGAGUUAAGUGAUGAACAGGAAGUGACUAGAGCAAGAAACAACUUUCUGAGCAGUGUGGCAGCAGAAGAAAUCUGCAUCACUGUUCCCCAGGGAGAUGUUGAUCGUCAGGAAAAGGAAGAUGAGCAUUACACAUUAGCUGAAGAAUCCACUGAGGUCCACAAUGAAUCACUUGAAAGUCCUUCAGGGAACUCAUUAGAAAGUGGAGAUACGAUGCUGUACCCUUCCAUUCCUGCUGAGGAGAAGCUGAUGAGUGAAGAUCAGACCUCGGCUCUUCAAGAGGAGAAAAUUUCUGCUUUUCCAUCUGAACGACAAACCUGCAGAGAUCCGUCUUCAGAUCUGGAGAAGUUGAUGAGUAAAGAUCAGACCUCGGCUUUUGAGGAGGAGGAACUUCCUGCUUUUCCAUCUGAUACGGAGCCACAGACCUGCAGAGAUCCAUCUUCAGAUCUGGACAACCUUGUUGAAGAGCUAACUUGCCUUGUUGGAGACAUCUGUUUGACAGACAACUGUCCAGAUCGACAAGAAGCUGAAACAGCGACAGAAGACGGUGAGCAGCAGGAGAACACACCUCCACAACAAGAAGAGGAUUUUGAAGACUCUGAGCUGACAGAAGAAACAGCGUCUUCUGUUGAGGACAGUUUUGAGGUGCAGCUGUCGAAGAUAACUCAUCUGUCUCUGAUCAUCAGUGGUGAUUCUGCUGAUGUUCUGGCUGCUGAGCGGCAGGCAGAAGAGUAAAAAACUUCCCUUUGUUUACUUCAGAUGGCCUCAAAUUUGAGUUUAUCCGCUGCUUUAAGUUGUAUCAGCAGGUACAGUUCAGUUUUCUUUGCUGUUGAUUUAUUGACUUGACCCAGCAGGUCGUCGUUAUUCUUUAGCCUAAUUUACUAAUUUCAUUGUUCCUAUUGAAAACCAGGUGUCUGGUUAAAGGUGAUUUCGUGCGGUUCCAGCUGUUCAAACAUGGAAUUAGUUGUUUGCCCAGCAUUACUCUGUUGUUACAGAUGAUCUGUUCUGAUAAAACGCCACACAAUUCUUUGGGGUGUUGAAUCUUCUGUUAGGUUUAUAAAAUACUAAUUUCUGUGGCUGUCGGGUGAAAUGCAAGAGAUUUUUUCUGUAUUUGGUGUGGAUACAUGCAUGCGUUAUUUAUGUUGGUGUAAUAAAUAUGAUUACAGA